AUGGUUCAGAAUCAUACUCCCAUCUACCCAGUGGAAGUAAGAACUGCGGACUUCGCGGCCUACUGCCCCGCCGCCGGGGAGCUGCGGGCCGUGCUGCUCACGCAGCCCCUCUGUGCCGCCCUCACGGCUCCCGGCGUCGAGUUCGUGGCCGAGUCCGAGGGCCAGUACCGGGCCUCGGUGCGCUGGGCCGCGGGCAGGACGGAGGCCGUCAUGAAACGCUUCCAGAGCAGCAACGUCAGGCUGUUACUGUCGAGCGUGAAGCAAGAGGAAGCGGUUAUCUGCUGUGCGAAGCUGCACGGCGUGUCCGUGGUGGAGUGCCUGUCCUCGGAAGAAGUGGCCCUCAUCAGUGAGGUCACGGGGAUCUUGCCUUACUCGCCCUUUGGUGACACCGCAGACGGAGAAAUCACUGAAACCGCGGUGGCAACGUUUUGCCGGCCCCUGCUGCUGGGCUCAAAGCGAUGGGCUCACGUCGGCUUCAGCAGCGUGAGCAGCUUUCAGCCCCACUGCCUCGUCCUUUGCGGGCCGGUGGAAGGUGUUACUGAGCAGCACGCUGCUGCUUUGCAAGGGGCGCUCACAAUGCUGCAGCAGCUGUUCAAAACAGUCGAUCAGAGGGAGGAGUUCGAGGCAGAGGGUGGAAGCCAGAGCGAAGCCUCAGAUGUUUGCAGGUGCCAUCCUUCAGCCAUGCAAAAGCAGCUGGUAAUAGAAGGAAUUUCCUGUAACGGUAGUCAGGUUUCUGAACUGCAAACACCUGAAACAGAGACACAGAUUGUAGGUGCUGUUUUAGAGGGAAGUGAAAGUCCAGCCUGUGUGCAAACAGACUUGCAAAUACCCUCAAAUCCCAUCUCACACAUCAAGGAAUUCAGUGUUGUCACUGAAGGUGACGGAGCUACAAGGGGCAUAGAGGAACCACAUGUGACAUGCGAGCACCCAGGUGGCAGGCUCGGGAGCUGUAGUAGUGACUCACGUCUGGACAAUCAGGGGAACCACAGCACUGCUGUAUCCACAGCAGGUUAUGCUAAUGUAGCCACUGCAGGUGAACGCCUAGAUGUUGGCAAAGACCUAGAGAAAACGAGUUGCAAGAUAGUUCCGUUGAAACAUAAAGAGAGCUGUGCAAGCGCUGCACAGAAUUAUUCCAGCUCCCUCAUAGAAGCAGGUUCAGUUUUGCCAGUAGGAGGUUACUUUGAAAUCCUGUUACAUUAUUAUAUUCAGUGCUGUGCAAAAUGGCUUCAGCAGUCAGAGGUAACUGUCAUAUCUAAUGUUGUUGCUGAUGCUCUGCUAAGUAUCCCCAAGGCCUUAUACAGGACAGCAGAACAAAACAGCUUUAUGAAAUUCUAUCUCAAAACCAUAAAUACACUCAGAGAAAAUCAGCCACUACUGGUGAAUGAGAAAGGCUUAGAAUCAGUGUAUUGCAAAUACCAGUUAGUCACUUCAGUUCUUCAUUGUGUUACAGAGCUUCUCUCCAUAGAUUUAAUAGUUGGUGUUCAGCGGCCGCUGCAAAAAAUGGAGGAUAAUUACUCAGAAGAUGACUUCUGA
This is a messenger RNA of Chaetura pelagica (chimney swift), 1533 nucleotides long. It is a transcript of the gene BBS10, whose product is annotated as Bardet-Biedl syndrome 10. The transcript has 2 exons. The coding region runs from base 1 to 1533 and encodes 510 amino acids. NCBI's taxonomy places the organism in Eukaryota, Metazoa, Chordata, Aves, Apodiformes, Apodidae. Gene Ontology annotation, biological process: chaperone-mediated protein complex assembly. The record is from RefSeq and is a predicted model, not a curated record.